Paramacrobiotus metropolitanus is the source of this 3022-nucleotide messenger RNA. Its product is annotated as myb-like protein X. Gene Ontology annotation, cellular component: plasma membrane. Gene Ontology annotation, biological process: G protein-coupled receptor signaling pathway. Gene Ontology annotation, molecular function: G protein-coupled receptor activity. NCBI's taxonomy places the organism in Eukaryota, Metazoa, Tardigrada, Eutardigrada, Parachela, Macrobiotidae. The record is from RefSeq and is a predicted model, not a curated record. The transcript is spliced from 6 exons. The coding region runs from base 916 to 2694 and encodes 592 amino acids.
AAGAAAAACAAGAAGAUUUUGAGUUGACCAAUACUACUCUGUAUCAACGACGAAACGUGUUAUUAACCGGCACGUGCAUGAAAGUUCAAUACAUAUGCGGCUUUACUUGUACACAGAAAUUGGGUUAAAAGUAUUUUGCGCUAAGUGACAGCAAUUUACCAUUUAUUUCAAUGUUGAGUAGUACACCUAUCUGGUAUAACGUUUCUAAGAGAACUCAAUUCACGGAAUAAAUUAUCAUUUUGAUGCUUUGGGAGAUGCCGGCUCGAUUUAUGGAUGUCACAAUGGUUAUACGGCUGCCGCACAAUUAUUACUACAGGAAUGUUGUAAUAAUCUGCAUAAGGACUAAUCAGUUCACACGUCCAUCGAGCAACAUGCCAUCCAGUUUUUAGCGAUGCGCCCUUUUAGAGAAAUUUUAUCCGCAAAAAACAUAUUAUUAUAUCAUUUGCACUUGUUAAUGUUAUCCUUUCCUGUUUGCUUAGCCUUUGUUUAACCUGGCUGUAUGCGAAAAAAAGGCUGACAAGACAACAUCUUGGAAGCUGGUCUGCAGAAACGCAUAUGACAGGUCGUGUAUCUAUAUUAUAAUUAUUAUUUUUCUCAUCUGACGACAAGAUGUUCUCUCCUGUACUGUAAGUUAUUGUACUCGUAUGACGCAAUACAACGAGUUCACAUCGAACAUGCUCGUACUUUAAUCUCUGCAACUGAGCGGAUCUGUCACAUUAAACCGCGUGGCUACUGGCUAGUCAACAAAUACGCCGCUUACUUUUCUGCCAUCUUGAAUUUUGUUGUUGCUCGAAAGUUGGAUGAUGACGCGCAUUAUUAAUCUGGCGGACAUUCUUGUGAAAUAUUAAAUUUUUCCACUGUAUUAGUAUUGUUCAUAAGCGUUUGCAUAAGUUAAGGAAUCCGCAUGGGAACAAAAUGGUUAACGAAACAGUGAAAAACGUAACAAAUUGUGGAUGGCCGGAAAGGAAUUUCCAGUACAUAUGGGAUCAACCCGGAUACAAAUACACUGACAUCAUUCUACGUCCAAUUUGGCUGUUUAUCUGUACGGUCGGGAAUGUCACCAAUAUACUGCUACUGCGUCGUAUUAAGACAUUCCAAGCAACAUUUUUGGUGUCCGUUGCAUUCUUUGAUCUAAUUUAUAUGUGGUCAUGGUUUGCCUUGUACAUAAGGGAUCGAGUAGGAGCCGCUAAUAUCGAAAACCCAUCCAUCUGGGCAUUUUUGGUAACAUGCGAGUUUUUUGGGAAUGUUGCUACACAGUGCUCCGACUGGGUCCUUGUAGCUUUCAGCAUAACACGCUUGCUUAGCAUAAUUGAUCCAUUCGGAGUGGCGACGCGUUUUACGAAAUGCCGGAUGCGGAUCGUGAUUCUGUGUUUUAUCCCUUUUGCGGCUGCCAGCAACAUGUUCUCUGUAGCGGAAUACGCCACUCAAGAUAACAAAGUGGCCACGGACACUUGGAUAAAGAACUGGCGCCACGUGCAAGAUGCCGGCAGCAUAGCCGCACCGUUAUCAACGUUCAUCGCUAUGCUCCUGAUCAACGCCAUUGUCAUUGGAAUUCUAAUUAAGCGGCGAAUGUUAAAAACAUCCGAAACAGGGCAGCGUGUGGGUGUUAUCAACUCCCGCAAAUGGGCACUAAACAUACAGAACAAGAAAGGCAACGUGGCGGUGCGAUCACAUGGACGAGAUAAGCGGACGGCCGCUGCCGUGCAUUUGUUGACGGCCUCCGUCAUCAUGUACCUCAUAUCGCGAAUCCCCUUCGUCACGUGGUAUGUUAUUGGGCAAGCAGAGAAGAACUGCUUGGGCCACUUGACCGAUGACCAAAGUGUGAUAUUCCUGCCGUUUUACUACCAGUUUCUCUACGCAAACUAUUCCAUUAAUUUUCUGAUAUAUUGCGGCGUGAGUCGGGAGUUUUUCGCGCGAGCGCUUUGGAUGAUCCGCCAUUGUCGACGCCCGCAGACAUCUCGCUUGGAUAGGCACUCCGAGCACUCGAAGUCCAAGGAUACGGAGAUGACCACUGCACCGGUCAUUAGCGCGGAGUUGGAAAGGGCACUGGAGAUACAGGCGCGACGGGAAUCGGAGAGGCCGAUCAUCUAUGAUGACACAUUGUCCGUUUCCGAUCAGAGUGAUGCGGCGUCGGUUGAUCAUAUAAAACAACCGAAAACGCCCGUUAAACGGCGAGAUAGUGCAGAGAGCAAUCAAGAUGCGAAAAGGAAAGUGAAGCGAGACCUCGAAAAGGGAGAAAUACAGGAGCAUGAGAAGGAAACAGUUUCCGACUGGAGCGACGAAGAAAGCAUUGAGCGCGACGAUCAAGCGAAAAAACAAUCUCAGCCACGAGAAAGUGGAACAAACAAGGAAGGUUUUGAAAAGAACAAUGCAAAACCGAAAAAGGGCGAUGGGGAUUUGCGAAAAGGGACGAAGCAGGAAUCUCUAAAUCAAAUCGCUUCGAACAGGAACGACGAACAAUCUGCCAAUCGGUCAAAACGAAAUGUUGAUGAAAAGCCUCGGAAGCAAAAAGAAGACGACGAUAAAUCCCAACAACAAUCCUCAACAGAUAGAGCGGAAAAUCGAAAUACUAACAAUGAUGUCAGGGACGGACAGCGCGAAGACGGAAUAGCUCCUCAGAACAGCAGUGAACCACCACGAAGCAGGGCCCAACAUCCCAAUACAGUGUCCAAAGAAGAUCAUCGAAGACGCUAAGGCCAUGCAAAAGCGGACAGUCUACCUGUUGAAUAAUGAAUAAUUAGCAGCAGUUUGCAGAUGCACGCGUGGGGGCACGGCAGUGUGACUACUGCGGUAUAUAAGCCAUGAUGCGGAUCUCCAUUUUGCAACCAUUCCAUAUUUACCGAUACUGGAGGACAAAAUUUGUUUAUUGUUUCCGUGGUGCAGCAGCUGCAAUCUUUGUUUCUGUUUUGCAUAUUUCUGCCUGAUAGAAAAUCAAUUAUUGCGUAAUAUGUUAAAUGGAUUUUGUCUGUUAAUUUUAGUAACCAAAGAGCACACUUUUGGGUCCUUGCAGACUAUUAAUUUG